AUGUCAAUCAGGUCGUUGGCAUCGCUGCGCAACGGGCUGCCGACCUCUCGCUUCGUCGAGGAGUUUCAGCUGCUGAGACGUCCGGGUCACUUCCAAGGUCUUCUGACCACUCGACCUUCGCAAGACAAAGUUGUCUGGCCAGCUUUAUCCACCUGGUCUAGUAUCGAUUCUGAUGGGAACGAAACACUUGAAGGUCUCAAGAGGCCUGAGUUGAACGACCUCAUUGUACCAGUAGAGAUCUCGCAGCAGGGCGUUGGCUACAAUGCUGGUGUAAGCAGGUGGGACCGUAUCGAGCUGCCAUUCUCAUUAUUCAUCGACGCCUUCAUCCAGCGCAAGAUCCCAUGGCAGACAAGUCCAGAUGCACAGAAGCAACCGCCCGUAGGAUAUUUGGCCCAAUUCGAUCUUCUCUCCAAAUCCCCAGCCUUGGCCUCAGAAGUUCCAGGUCUGCCGCACACCAGUGCAGGUCCUAAAGGUGCACAGGAACAAUGGCGUAGCAAUGUCUGGAUCGGUCCAGCAGGCACCUAUACUCCUCUUCAUCGAGACCCUUACGAGAACCUGUUUGCACAGGUCGUCGGCCGCAAGCGUAUCCAUCUCUUCGGCCCACAGCUCGCUUCCUAUCUUUAUAUCAACAAGAGCGGUCCGCAGCAGAACACUUCGACCAUCGCAUCAGAGCAAGAGCUUCUUCAUCCGGCAGAGGAUCGACCGCUGCUUGCUACUGCUCUCGCAUCAGAAGAUGCUUUCCUCACUGAGCUCGGCCCAGGCGACGUCCUUUACAUCCCCCAGGGCUGGUACCAUUGUGUUCAGAGCCUGAGUACAAGUGCAAGCCUCAACUUCUGGUAUCGGUGA
Messenger RNA from Ustilago hordei, 846 nucleotides. RefSeq lists its product as uncharacterized. Gene Ontology annotation, molecular function: 2-oxoglutarate-dependent dioxygenase activity. NCBI's taxonomy places the organism in Eukaryota, Fungi, Basidiomycota, Ustilaginomycetes, Ustilaginales, Ustilaginaceae. The record is from RefSeq and is a predicted model, not a curated record. Bases 1 to 846 code for a protein of 281 amino acids. The transcript has 2 exons.